AUGAAUGAGAAAAACACAGUCUCAUUUUUUCUGAGUAUCCCUCAAAUCAUAUCAAAUUUGUCAUUUCUUAUCUCUAGCUGUGAGAAAGAGAUUACUUCUGGCCUUCUUCGCGAGUUCAAUCAAAUCACAAAUGAGCAAGUGUCGAGUGUUCAGGCCCAAGGACUCAUUGAUGUUACGUUGGACUUUAUCCGAACCUGGAACGCGUCUCUACACGCUGUUUCAAAACCUGGCCAUAUCCUGACGGCGCGCCGUGUCAUUUGCCAUCCAAAAUAUGCAAAAGCCUACACAUUUAACACAUUCAAGGCCGAUGAAUUGAAGCACGAAGCUGUCCAUUUAUGGGAAGAUGACAGUGUUCCGCAUUCGGGAGAUGAAGCGGUCAAGAAGAAAUUUCUAACGAAAAAACCGUAUAAGAAAGGAUCUGAAAAGUCGAAAAAAGCGAAUAGCGAUUUGACGAGUCGAAAUGAAGUCCGCGAAGAGCAAAAACCACCGGUUUUGAUUUGGGCGAGCCAUGCUAUUGUUUCACUCCAUCCUGAUUUGUUCGAUGCCACCAGUUCUUUCUUAAUAAAUGACGCUGAAUGCUUCAAAAUUCACGAUUGCCCGAAUACUAAAAUCAUGAUUCAUUCCGGAAAAUUUGAUUUUAAUUGUCUAAUCGUUCCAACAAACAAUAAAACACUUCAACUGGUAUUCAUAUAUGGCGCGAAGAACGUGCGACUUCAUUACGAUCGCAUUAAAGAAACAAUUCUCGGUUUCGGCCAACACGCGCCUUGCAUCGUCCACAAAGAAGCACUGUCGCCGAACACGAAGAAGCAAACGCGGAUGAUCUACAUCCCGGCAUGGAAUCCCACCGAGUUUCCAGCGGUCAACAUUGCCGAGCAUUACCUGGCAUGUCUUGAAAUGAACUCAAUGUUCUACACAGGAGGAUUCGGGGAUUUGGCACCGUCAGACGCUGAGCCUUCUGCAUCUCCAAAUCCGCAUCGAAUUGCUCACAUUCAACAUUAUACGCUUAUGUCGCUGGUGAAUUCGCCGCACAGUGCUAUCAAGCAAUCUAACGAAAAAUCGGAAAACACGAAGAAAUCGUCGAUGCAACAGACGGCGUCGCAAGUCUCGGUGAACGAAAGUCAGGAAUUCGAGCUCGUCACUUUACCAUAUUGUGUUUUUCUUUGGGACACGAAAAAAGAGGGGCCAGUAAUUAUGGGCAAAAUUAUUGAUAAAAUGGGCGAGCAUGCGAAGAAGCGAAGGAAACAGGCAACAAAAGAGCAUUCAUCCCUUAUUCCGUGCCUCAUUAUGUAA
Molecule: messenger RNA, 1290 nt
Organism: Caenorhabditis bovis
Lineage: Eukaryota; Metazoa; Nematoda; Chromadorea; Rhabditida; Rhabditidae
Source: the annotation of a GenBank genome assembly